This is a messenger RNA of Macrosteles quadrilineatus (aster leafhopper), 4983 nucleotides long. Its product is annotated as adipokinetic hormone/corazonin-related peptide receptor variant I-like. Gene Ontology annotation, biological process: G protein-coupled receptor signaling pathway. The record is from RefSeq and is a predicted model, not a curated record. Gene Ontology annotation, molecular function: vasopressin receptor activity; adipokinetic hormone receptor activity; peptide binding. NCBI's taxonomy places the organism in Eukaryota, Metazoa, Arthropoda, Insecta, Hemiptera, Cicadellidae. The transcript is spliced from 11 exons. Bases 304 to 1377 code for a protein of 357 amino acids. Gene Ontology annotation, cellular component: membrane.
GCGGACUGGCUGGCGGGCUAUCGCACGACCCAUAGACCCGUAGAUGACCCUAGCUCAGUUAGUGCUUGUGUGUGAUUCGUGUAGCAUUGUGUACUGUAAAACAUUGGAGAAACUUACAAAGUGAAGGACUAAACCAGGGGAAAUAUCACAACAAUAAAGAUCAGUGUACUGUGACUCCCUAUCAAAGAGAGCAAGAUAUUUUCUACAACAACUUCUACAAAAGAGGACAAGAUAUUUUCUACAACAACUUCUACAAAAGAGGACAAGGUGGAAUCGCCACGAUAUGAGACGGUAGAGGUGGAGAUGGGGGCCACCACCGACAACGUCCCCACCUUCGGCUUCUUCCCCGACUGGCGCAACAUCUCCGGCUAUGAGAUCCCCAUCGACAUGCGGUUUAACGCCGGCCAUGUCGUGUCCAUCGUCUUCUACUCCAUCCUGUUCGUGUUCUCGGCCAUCGGAAACAUCACGGUCCUGUCCAUCAUACUGCGUCGCAGGCGGAACUCCAGCUCUAGGAUCAACACGAUGCUGAUGCAUCUGGCCAUAGCUGACCUGUUGGUAACAUUCCUCAUGAUGCCUCUAGAGAUUGUCUGGGCCGCGACUGUAGCUUGGUGGGCCGGAGACGUGGCGUGCAGAAUUACAGCUUUCUUCAGGAUAUUCGGACUUUAUCUCUCCAGCUUCGUCCUCAUAUGUAUCAGUAUAGACAGGUAUUUCGCAGUGCUAAAGCCAAUGAACCUCUCUGACGUGGAUCGCAGAGGGAAGGUGAUGCUGACGUGCGCUUGGGUCGGGUCCACCAUAUGUAGCACACCGCAGGCGUUCGUGUUUCACGUGGAGAACCACCCAAAUGUCACAUGGUAUCACCAAUGUGUUCAUUUCGGCGCCUUCUCCUCUCCGACCCAUGAGCUGGCUUACUUCUUCUUCGGCAUGAUUAUGAUGUACGGCCUGCCACUACUGGUUAUCAUAUUCUCCUACGCAUCAAUCCUAGGAGAGAUCUACCGUCGCUCUAGGGAACCUGGAGAGGGCUUCAGGAGGUCCAGCCUUGGGUUCCUGGGCCGUGCCAAGAGCCGGACACUGAAGAUGACCAUCACCAUUGUGUUCGUAUUCUUCGUCUGCUGGACUCCGUACUACGUCAUGUGUGUGUGGCACUGGCUGUUCCCCGCCUCCGCCAAGGACGUGGACCAGCGCGUACAGCGAGGAUUGUUCCUCUUCGCCUGCACCAACUCCUGCAUGAACCCCAUCGUCUACGGCGCCUUCAACAUCAGGACGCGGCGGAGGACCCCCGGCCAGGUACGAGGACGAAGUGUAUCCUCUACAGCUAUCACAUGCGCCACUGACAUUCGUCUGCCUGCUUUGUCCAUCAGCCUGCGCAACGUCGAGUGACCCGAGACCCAGUCGUUCGAGAAGGCUAGGGCUGACUUGGCACCUGGAGGGGUGUACACCUCCUUGGCUCGCUGUGGCUGUGAUUAUCAUUGCCAUUGUGACCACUCUAUGCUCUAGAAUGAACGCACAUCGCGAAAGUUGUCUCUCCCUAUCAGUGACUGAUUAACAGUGUGUUAAAUUUAUAUGGGUUUUUAGCUUCAAGGAGGCUUUUUCUUCGUAAGACACGUUUUUUUUCUCGGUUAGAUUUGUUUAGGAUAGUGUUUGUUCUGCUUUUUGUAAUGAACUAUCAAUUAUUAUUUAUUAUCAAUUAUUUAAGAUGGGGACGCCACUAUGUGCGUAUUUUAUAUACACCCAAAUAUGAGUGUAGGAUGAGUGGCGCGAUCUUGUAGUCUUGUUAGUAACUAAGGCCGAUAUGUUCCUUAGACACAGCUGUUAAUUAUUAGCCCAUACAGCUAAUGACAACUAAGGGACCUACUGUUUAGAGUGGAAUCCGAACCACAUUUUUUCCUUGGUAUUUAAUAAUUGGUCUAAUUAUCAGGAUAGUACUGCCUAUAAAUAUCCACAAUUCGUGACCUCCUAGUAGCUGGAUUACAGGACGACGCCACCCGUCCCAACCACUAUGCAAAGUCGAGAGCAGACAUAUAGCGUUUGUAUGUAUAAUUUUCUACAAUGCCAUUCUUCACCUUUGCUAUCAUUUACUAUAUAUACUCAUGGUUAAUGCUGCUGUUUUAAACACAUUUUAAACAUUCCAUGGAAGAGUGUAGCUUUUAAAGAGUUUCCCUCUUUACAGGAGUAAUUUUUGACAAUGAAUAAAUUAAUCAUACUAACAAAUUUGAGUUUAUGUGCCAUGUUAUCGAGGUAACUAAGUCAACUUCUUAGAUGGGGACUGUAUCCCAUCUACUACUACUGUAGGAUUGUUAAUAAGAAGUUUUAUACUGAUUAACGACUUCAAAGGCAGAAUUCCGUGAGAGUACGCCUACGUUCUCUAUCAGCUGGGGUCAGUUUUCUUUGUGAAAAAUAUUUUAAGCUAAUUUUUAGGCGGAAGGUCCUGCAAAAUGACAAAGGCUGGCAAUAUUUAUCUGGGGUCUUCUACUAACACAUCUUUAAGUCAGAACUUAGAGUGAAUUUCGGGAAUAUUAAUGUCGAAACCCAGUAAAUAGAGUGAGGCAAUAACAUUCCACUUUAACAUCCUUCUACUGUAUUUAUCGUACGUAUUACACUCUUAGUAUGCUACUUGUUCAGUGACUUUGAUUCUCAAAAUGUAACUAACAAUUUCAAUCAUAAAAUGGAGGGUUUUAUUAAACCAUUGAGUAACACUUUAAAAAACUAUAUAGAAUGAAAGCACUACACCAAAAUUACACAUGAUUUAUAUAAUCCAACUUGGUAAAUAACCUGAACUUAACAGACCCCAUUUAGGAGAGACAAAUUUUUGGCAUAGCUUAAGAAAAAGCUUAAAUUUACUAAAUUACAUUUUUACUACGGUAUAUCUUUUUACUAUGAAGCAAUAAAACUUUGGGUAUAUUUAAGCUAGAACUCAAGCGUGUAAUGUUUACAAUACAAACAAACAGUUUCAAACCGCUUUUAGCUUCUCAUGUGAGAGAAACUCUGCAGAGAGUUAAUUACAUUUUGUUAUCGGAGUUAAGAUUGAUCUUAUGAGGAAACAAAAAUAGUUUCGUAAUUAAAUGUUUGAAUUUUAGACGUUAUUGUGGGGUAUUCUUGCGUAUAUUUUUAAAUCCCUUGUUAACCAAAACCGUAAAAUGAGUAGUUUAGAAGUAAAACUAAUUAGAUUUAAGACUAUCAAUCAUGUUUUUGUUUUUAUGAGGAAACAAAUUUAGUUUAGGUUUGUAUGCCACAAACCUAAAAUAGAUUAGCUGGUUUUACUCACGUCCAUAGUAAUUAAUUAAUAAAAAGAAAUGUAUAAUAAACACUCAUCUUGAUAUUAAAAUAAAGUAGUUUACUAAAAUGGAUAAGUUGGGUUGAUUUUUAUUAAUUAAUCAGAACUAUUAAGAUUAACACUAACAAGUGACAUCAACAGUAUUUUUAAUAUUUAUUUUUAUUGUUAAGUAUUUUUUAGUUGAAGACAAUUAGUAAGAAAGCAUUCUUGUUAUUGUGAAUCUUAACAGUUUUUGAAAUGUGAGAAGUACACAAUCCAGUUUAUUUAUUUAUUUUAGUUUACUACUCAAUACAAUGUUUUUGUGAUUUAGAAUAGUUCAUAAGGAGGAGACUUUUUAUUAAAUGUUAGCAAUUUGAGCUGUUCAUAGUAAAGUUUCAAUUCGUUUUUAUUUUAAGUGUUUUUAUAUUAGACUAUGAAAUAUGUCGUUUAGAAAUCCCAUAUAUUUAACUUAAUUGAUCUUGAGAAUAAUGUUGUGUAGCAGUUACAAAUUACUAUAAUUGUCAUUCCUUCUAUAAACUAGGAGUAUAAAUCACUCGGUUUUGAAAAGGAUUAGAUAAAAAAUAUGACGAAAUGAUCAACGGGAAGAAAUAUAACUAAACUUGACUAUUUGACACCUAGUAUGCAUUUAUUUAAAGUUUAACUCAAUAUUUACAGUAUAUAUGUAUCAAGCUUUUCAGACCAAAAAAAUACAUGUUUUCAUGAAGUUUCCAAAAACGUACAUUUAAUUCAUAUCGAUCUAUUUUUAAUGUUUUAUUUACGAGUUUAAUACUCUAGUGUUAUUAGUUUUAACUCUACAAAAGACUUAACAAUACCUUUUUUAUACAUAUAUUUAACAAUCCUGAACGUUUGGUGCUGCUAAACUAUUUUGUUAGUGGUUUAGGACGCUGCAAGGACAUUUCCCAUCCUAUUGUCAGAUCUGAAGAAUCUUUUCAUGAGCGGUUUUGCUGGAGUGUGCUGAUUUUAAUAAAUAAUCAUCUCCUGUUGUGAGAUAUAUUUUACAAAGUGCGCUUGAUUCUUUGUUUAAUAAUACUAGAAGAAACCCACAGUUUCGAUAGUUCGUAAUAGAAAUAAAUACAAAUACGUAUUCUAAACUAUAAUAUUUGUUAUGCCCUAUCUACCAUCUUGAUAACAAAGGUUAAGGACGUAAAUAUCAUUUAGGAAUCUAUGAGUGGCUCACAAAACGAUAUUCUUUUUAAUAGAAAAAAUUGUGACAGCUAGUACGUAUAGAUAGAAUGAAUAUUUCAGUAGGCCUAUAUAAAAGCCAAUGCUAUAAAUUUCCAAAUGGGAAAACGAAAGGAAACAAAGAGUUAAUGUCUAUACGCACUCCACACCGUUCAUAAACAUACAUUAAAAUUGCCUAUAGCUAAUACAUAAGGAUGAUGAAUCUAUGUAUGUUAAAUCUAAGAAUCCAGUUGACCUAUAUCAUCCUGUAAUUGCUGUACAUAUCUAGAAGUUCUGAGACAAUGAAAUGCAAUUUCAGCCAAGCCUAGUCUUCUCGAACGGUCGUCAACAGCUGUGAUUACCCACAAUGCCAUGCAUUUCUGUUGUGAUCCCAAUGCACUUGCUCAUUGCCAUUCCUGACCAAUUGUUCUUUUACAUUCCUACGUUUGUAAUGUAUUUUAGUGUUUGUCAAAAUAUUUAUGUAAUCGCUACUGCAUCCUUUUUCAGCUGACUUGCUAUUGUAUGUUAUCAAUAAAUAUUAUUUUUACCUA